Messenger RNA from Vespula pensylvanica (western yellowjacket), 2132 nucleotides. RefSeq names its product stromal membrane-associated protein 1. The transcript has 8 exons. The record is from RefSeq and is a predicted model, not a curated record. Gene Ontology annotation, molecular function: GTPase activator activity; metal ion binding. NCBI's taxonomy places the organism in Eukaryota, Metazoa, Arthropoda, Insecta, Hymenoptera, Vespidae. Bases 128 to 1558 code for a protein of 476 amino acids.
GUCCACUGGGCCAUUGCACCAUACUAUACCGCUGGACUGUUCGCUCGUGUAUGUCCGCGUCGCGAAAGAAAAAACAUUGUUUUGGAGUCGUGUACGGUGAGAGUCAUUACGUGGAUCCGCCGCAAGAAUGACGUCCCGCCUUGAGAAAGAACGUGCCAAGCAAAUCCAAGACAAAUGUCAAAACCUCUUAAAUCAAAUGUUAAGAGAUGAAGACAACAAGUACUGUGUUGACUGCGAUGCGAAAGGGCCAAGAUGGGCUAGUUGGAAUUUAGGUAUAUUCUUAUGUAUUCGUUGUGCUGGGAUACAUAGAAAUCUCGGGGUUCAUAUAAGCAAAGUUAAAUCUGUUAAUUUGGACACAUGGACACCUGAGCAAGUUGUGAGUCUACAACAAAUGGGAAAUUCGCGAGCACGUGCAGUCUAUGAAGCUAAUCUUCCAGAUAGUUUCCGAAGACCUCAAACUGAUUGUAGUUUAGAAAGUUUUAUACGCGCGAAAUAUGAACAUAAAAAGUAUAUUGCAAGAGAAUGGGUACCAUUUACUUUGCCAAAGGUAAACUGGGAUAAGGAACUUGAAGAAGAAGCCGAAAAGCAACGUAGACGAAAAAAAGAAGGAUCAAAAUCUAGCACUAAUCAGGCUGUUCUACCACCUGUAAAAAAACCAGAAGUAGUGCCACAGCUGCCAAAACCAUUAAGUUCUGUCAGUCCUAAAUUAGGAAGAACAAGUAACUCUGCAACAUUAGAUCUAUUAGGCCUUGAUGCUCCAACUACCAAUCAACCAAAUGCAAAUGGAUCUGGAGAUGAUAUCUUUUCCUCAUUUUUAUCUGCACCACCAACAUCAGCACCCACAACUGAUGGUAAUACUACAAAUGAAGCAACAACAAGUAAAAAUGAGGAAGAAAAUUUCUUUGAUCAGCCAGUUCCAUUAUCUCAAGAGAAAAGUAAAAUGACUAAAGACAGUAUUUUAGCUUUAUAUGGUACACCAAACCCUCAACAACAACAAAUUUUUAGAGUUUCUGGUAGUAUGUACAAUCAACAAUCUUUACAAUACAAGCAACCAGUAACCGGUGUAGUUGCUUUUGGUCAACAAAGCAGUUUUCAAAAUCCACAAAGUUCCUUCAAUCAAUUAAACCACAUGCCAACUCAAAUGACUGUUACAAAUCAAGUACCAAUUAAUCAAAAUCAAAUUACUCAAAAUCCUACGUCUGUAGGAGCAGUAGUAACUAAUCCUUUAGGAAGUUGUUUACAUAUGAGUCAAAUAAAUCAAAUGAAUGGUGUACCAAACACUGGUGUUGCAAUGCAGUCUCAAAUGAUGAUGCAAUUAGGACAAACUAAUAAUGGAUGGAGCGGAAUGUUGACGCAAAAUAUUCAACCAGCGCCUGGAAGUAAUCCAUUUUUUAAUUUAGCAAGUCAACAACAGCAAUCUACUGCAGCUUUUGUUACUCAAUUGCCGCAACAAAUGUCACAGAUGUCUUUAAGUGGAAUGAAUUUCUCAGCUACUGCAGGAAAAUCAAAUAAUACUGCAUUACCUGGACAAACUCUUUCUACUAACUUAUGGCAGUAAAAAUUAUGGUGGAUAUAAUUAGUUGAUUGACUAUUUCAUUCAGUGUUAUAUAUUAGUGUCAACUAUUUGUUACCCAACAAAUUAUAUUUCCAUACUAGAGAUUGGAAAUUUUGUUGGGAAAUAACAGAAUGAAGGCACGAACAAGAAACACUAUUCGAGUAUUAAAUAAUGUGAAAAACAAUCCCUGUAUGAAAGAAGUACUGCGAAUCACUAUAUUUUUCUUCAGGAGCCUUAUCAGCUUCUAGCAUUGUUGAAAGUACAGGAGAUAAAAAUAAAGGUGAACGUUAGACUGAUUUUGAAGAGUUAUUCAUACUGUUUGAAACACGUGUAGUUAACUAAGUAAUUACAUUGUAAAAUUGAGAAUUUUAAUAAUUGAAACUUAGUUUUUAUGCUUCGGGGUCCACUCUUGAUAUAAAAAGACAUGCAUCCAUGGCAAAUAAGUACAAGUAUUUGCAGUACAAUAAAUGUACUAUAAGAUGUAAUUUAUGUCAGAUAUGACUUAAAACCAUUUUCGCAACAUUUCUUUAAAUGCUGACUUCAUUGAAAUAAAUAAUGCGUUUAUUAUACAUCGAAA